Molecule: messenger RNA, 477 nt
Organism: Lasiodiplodia theobromae
Lineage: Eukaryota; Fungi; Ascomycota; Dothideomycetes; Botryosphaeriales; Botryosphaeriaceae
Product: Leucyl-trna synthetase
Exons: 2
Coding region: 1-477 (158 amino acids)
Biological process (GO): leucyl-tRNA aminoacylation
Molecular function (GO): aminoacyl-tRNA deacylase activity; ATP binding; leucine-tRNA ligase activity
Source: RefSeq, a predicted model, not a curated record
AUGCACACGAUCCAACCUACAAAGGCUACCGCAAUUGUCACCGCAGUGCCAUCGGACAGCCCGGACGACCUGGCGUUGCUCUCCGAGCUUUUUAAGAAACCUGGAUUUUAUGGCGUCGAGCGCCAGUGGCUGGAGCUGUCCAUGCUCUCUGUAAUCCGGACACCGGCGUACGGAGAUCUCGCAGCGCCCGCUUUUAUGGAGUCACUGAAGAUUUCUUCCGUACACGAUCGGAGGGAGCUCGAAACGGCUAGAGGGCUUGCUUACAAGGAAGGGUACUUUCAUGGAGUUAUGAACACUGGCGACUUUGCUGACAUUUUCGGCCAAACGCCAGGCUUGGCUGGAAUCGGGCCUGACCAGAUGACUGACGACGUCUGGGACUACGUCCUUACCCGCCGGGACCUGGAUCCAGAUAUGCUUCAACAGUGUAACAUCCCCGAGGAAGUCCUUGCUUCCAUGCGUCGCGAGGUCGAGUACUGA